Molecule: messenger RNA, 1511 nt
Organism: Brachypodium distachyon (stiff brome)
Lineage: Eukaryota; Viridiplantae; Streptophyta; Magnoliopsida; Poales; Poaceae
Exons: 1
Coding region: 398-1372 (324 amino acids)
Source: RefSeq, a predicted model, not a curated record
UAGUUGUCAAUUAUAGAUACAUGACGAUGCAUUUCAAUUUUCAUCGGCGUCCAGCUCCAGCCAGCCAGCUGCUUGAUGAUCAAUCCAUCUUCCUUCGGAACACACAUCCGCACAUUUGAUUCGAUUUGAUUAUUAUUAGUACCACCUCGCCCAGCGACGAACUCGUCACCCACCUUAUAAUAUCUCCGCGCUUCGUCUUCCUCCUCCGAGGACUCGCUGCUAUAUAAUCCUCUCUUCUUCUCCCCUGCGCUUCCUCUCCUCUUCUUCUUCUUCUUCUUCUUCUUCUUCUUCCCCUCCGGCCGGUCAUCUCCCACCGACCUCCGAAUCCCGGCCAUCUCAGGCCGCCGCUACACAAUCACAUACAUGAAGUCGCGGCUGUAGCUAGCAGCGGUAAGAAAUGCAGAGGCUCAGUAGCAGCAGGGGCGGCGGCGAUCAAUCCACGGCGACGGCCACGGCGGCGCCAUCGCCGUCGUCGUCGUGCGACAUCAUCGCCGGGCUGGACGAGGUGAUCCCGGCGAACGGGCAGCUGAUGAAGCCGGGCAAGGCGGCCACGGCCUCCGUGUACCGGGCCAAGCUGGCGGGGCACGCGCGGGUGGUGACGCUCUCCUGGUCGCGGCACGCCUUCUCCGUCUCCGUCUCCGGCGCCGACGGCUCCUCCGCCUCCUGCAAGGUGGAGCUCCGCCGCUCGCCAUGGCAGUACUUCUGGAAUCCCCGCCGCCAAAGCUCCUCCGGCGCCCGCCGUCUCGACCUCGGCGACGGCUCCACCCCCCUCCGCGUCCUCUGGGACCUCCGCCGUGCCCGCUGGCACCACCACGGGCACCACGGCGAGCCGUGCGGAGGGAGCUACUACGUGGCCCUGGAGGAAGAUUCCGUUGCCGGCGGUGGCGGCGAGGUCGUCUUCCUCGUCUCCGGCGGCUCCGACCCGAAUAAAAUGGCCGCCUUGGCCCCCGUGGCGCGGCGGGAGCACGUUUUCGGCCGCCGCGGUCGGUUCGCGGCCAAGGCGCGCUUCGGCGAGGAAUCGACGGAGCACGAGAUCGCGAUCGAGAUCGACGGCGGCGGCCAUGGCGGAGGGGAUGAGCCGGAGAUGGAGGAGAUGAGGAUCGGGAUCGACGGGGAAGAGGCGGCGGUGGUGGUGAAGCGGCUGCGGUGGAAGUUCCGGGGCAACCAGAGCGUCACCUUCGGCAAGGCCAAGGUCGAGGUCUACUGGGAUGUCCAUGACUGGCUUUUUACUGAAGGAGCUGGCGUUGUGAGGCCGGCGCUGUUUAUCUUCAGACCCAUCGUCCUCUCCAGCUCCGGCGAUGGCGCCGCCGCCGCCAAUGCCGCCGCCGGUGCCGGGUUCUGCCUCUACCUCUACGCAUGGAAGCUCGACUAGCUUGCUGCUGCUCAUGAUUCCAUGGAUGGACACCAGCCAUGAUCCUUGCAUGGAUGGUUGCAAACAAUUUUUCUUGUAAUUCCUUUUUGGGAAAGAUAUACAUAAUUGAAUAUAAUUCUUUUUAAUUUCUUCUUCCAAA